Polypterus senegalus (gray bichir) is the source of this 5662-nucleotide messenger RNA. It is a transcript of the gene prkcq, whose product is annotated as protein kinase C, theta. The coding region runs from base 346 to 2457 and encodes 703 amino acids. Gene Ontology annotation, biological process: protein phosphorylation. The transcript is spliced from 19 exons. Lineage: Eukaryota; Metazoa; Chordata; Cladistia; Polypteriformes; Polypteridae. The record is from RefSeq and is a predicted model, not a curated record. Gene Ontology annotation, molecular function: ATP binding; diacylglycerol-dependent serine/threonine kinase activity.
GCCUGGGCGCUCUUCCUCAAAUAUGAAACAGUUUAUUCAUAGACAGGGUAACUUUCGUCCACACCAUCUGUAGUAAAAGACAUUUUAGAAGGACAUAGUGGAAGUUGUUUGCCGUUAUUAUUUCUUACUUGGUUAUUCCCAGUACUAAAGGUGCAGGAUCAUCACCUCUUGUGACUCGCAACCACAUUUCCUUUCUCUCUGUAGCUGGGCAUUUGACAAGAUCUGCUUCUAGAGUCAUUAGGCAUAUCUUUCUCAUACUUUUUACCCAGCUCUGCCUACCAUUGUGUCACCAUACUGAAAGGAAACUGACUGUCACAGUCAGUAGUGGGCAAAUAAGCAGCAGAAAUGUCUCCCUUUCUGCGGAUUGGCUUCUCAAACUUUGAUGGAGGGCCAUAUCUACAGUUGCAGAAUGAGUUAAUCAACCCUUACUGUGCUGUAUAUGUGAAAGAAACAGUUGAUACAGAGAAAGGCCAAAUCUACAAGCAGAAGAAACCUACUAUGUAUCCUCCCUGGAAUACUACAUUUGAUGCACAUAUUAAUAAAGGUCGAGUCAUGCACAUUGUUGUACAAGACAAAACAGUAGAACUGCAGUGUGAAACAACAGUGGAACUGAACUCACUGGCAGAGAGGUGUAAGAAACAAAAUGGAAAAGUGGAAAUUUGGCUGGAACUUGCCCCACAAGGACGUGUGUUGAUGAAUGCCAGAUACUUUCUUGAGCAAAGCGAUGCCAAGGAACAAUCUGAGCCAGAGCGAGAGGGCUUCUUUGCCCUGCACCAGCGCAGAGGAGCUAUCAAACAAGCUAAAGUACACAACGUCAAGUGUCAUGAGUUCACCGCCACAUUUUUCCCUCAGCCGACAUUCUGUUCUGUCUGCCAUGAAUUUGUCUGGGGCCUCAAUAAACAAGGCUACCAGUGCAGACAAUGCAAUGCUGCUAUUCAUAAGAAAUGCAUCGACAAAGUUAUUGCCAAGUGCACCGGAUCUGCUGUCAACAGCAAAGAAACAAUGAUACACAAAGAAAGGUUUAAAAUAGAUAUGCCACAUCGGUUUAAAGUCUAUAAUUACAAGAGUCCUACCUUUUGUGAACACUGUGGAACUCUUCUGUGGGGUCUUGCAAGACAAGGUCUAAAGUGUGAUGAGUGUGGAAUGAACGUUCAUCACAAAUGUCAGAAGAAAGUGGCCAAUUUGUGUGGUGUGAAUCAAAAGCUUAUGGCAGAAGCACUAGCUGUAAUAGAGAGUACACAGCAGGCACGAAGUCAAAGAGACAAUGAGAUCAUUGGCCGGGAGGGUCCUGUGGAUAUUAGUCAGCCUGGUAUCAUCAGAGAGCCAUCUGGGAUUAUGCAGGCUCCUGUUUCCAUAAAAAGAGAGAUUCAGGGUAUAUCUUGGGAAAGCCCUAAGGUGGAAACUCCUGAAAAUGAUUUUCCAACAUAUGCCGUACCAAGGAAAGAGCAGCAUAAGUUUACCAUUGAUGACUUUGUUUUGCAUAAGAUGCUGGGAAAAGGAAGCUUUGGAAAGGUCUUUCUUGCUGAGCUGAAAUCCACGAGCCAGUUUUUUGCUGUGAAAGCCUUGAAGAAAGAUGUGGUGCUGAUGGAUGAUGAUGUUGAAUGUACGAUGGUAGAAAAGAGGGUGCUGUCUCUUGCAUGGGAGCAUCCAUUUCUUACCCAUUUGUAUUGUACAUUUCAAACCAAGGAAAACUUAUUUUUUGUGAUGGAAUAUUUGAAUGGUGGUGACCUCAUGUUCCACAUUCAGAGCUGCAGCAAAUUUGAUUUACCCAGAGCUACGUUUUAUGCUGCAGAAAUUGUUUGUGGCCUCCAGUUUCUUCAUUCAAAAGGCAUAAUAUACAGAGACCUAAAACUAGAUAAUGUGCUAUUAGACAGAGAUGGCCACAUAAAGAUAGCAGAUUUUGGAAUGUGUAAGGAGAACAUGUUUGAAGAAGCCAAGACUUGCACUUUUUGUGGAACACCAGACUACAUCGCUCCUGAGAUUUUGCUUGGACAAAAAUAUGGAUAUUCUGUUGACUGGUGGUCCUUUGGAGUCCUGCUGUAUGAAAUGCUAAUAGGUCAAUCACCUUUCCAUGGAAAUGAUGAAGAGGAGUUGUUUCAGUCCAUCCGAACAGAUGACCCUUUCUACCCCCGUGCUCUCCCUAAAGACUGCAAAGAUAUUCUUGUCAAACUGUUUGUGAGAGAACCUGAGCAGAGGCUUGGAAUAAGGGGGACAAUUCGCCAGCAUGCAUUCUUCCGAACCAUCAACUGGCAAGCUCUGGAAAACAGGGAAAUUGAGCCACCUUUCAAACCUUGUGUGAAAUCUCCAAGUGACUGUAGCAAUUUUGACAAGGAGUUCCUAAAUGAAAAACCCCGACUGUCUUGUGCUGACAGAACCCUUAUCAACAGUGUGGAUCAAACAAUGUUCAAUAACUUCUCAUUUGUAAAUCCCAAGAUGGACAGGCUUAAUGUCCCUUGAUAUCAAAUGGGUUUCCUUCCAGACAGCCCACAGAAUUGGUAACAUGUCGGUUUUACGUGCCAUUCAUAUCUUCAAAAAAUAAGAGAGUGUUAUUCCAAAUAUCAACUUUUCUUCUCCUGUUUUUUUUUUUUUUUUUAAUAUUAAGGAACCCUUUCAAUUUGCAAUAAAAAGGUUACAGCACUAAAUGAACAGUAUUGGAGUUACAUUUAGAAGCAGUGAUCAUCUCCGUGUGUCUAAGCAAAGAAGGACGCUGAUCAGGAUGUUGUUCUGUCUUCUCCGUGGAGCAGAUUUUUUGUGUUACGGCGUUCAUUGUAAUUUGUGAGAUAUAAAAUGUUGAUAUUGAUGGAAAGCACUUCGACUUCUGUGGUUAGACUUGAAAAGUAACUUAUGUGGAGCUUCACAAACAUUUUCUAAACCUUUCUGGGUUUUCCCAGACGUUUUGUAAACCUAUGAGCCGAAAAAGCAUUGUAAGUCCUUUAUGGUCCAGAUGUGUUUCUGAACAGCUCAUAUCAUCUGAUCCAGACAUUCACCAGUUGAAGAACAUUAAUACCUCAGUGUGAAGUAGAAGACUUCUUCAAAAAUGGUUUCUCUGGAAAGCCAGCAUUUUAAACUUAAAACACUCAUCUUAAUUGAGUACAACAGAGUUAAACAAAUACUGAGUUGCCUUUGUGAUUCAGUGGUCUUCGAGUUACUCUAAAUAAGGAAAAGGACAUCUGAUCAUUAUGGGCAUCGAACGAAUAUCACAUACUGCAUGUUAACACUGAAUUAUGUGCGUCGUUGCUUGUGAUUUGUAUUGGUUUUUUUUGCCUAUAGCCCUUCCGGAGUGAAUUGAUUUUCAAUUUGAACAGUGUUUUUGUACAGUACACUUAGUGAAGACUAUUAGGUAUGUUUUCAAAUGUUUGUGGGUAACAUGGGAGCGUGUAACUGUCAUUCAGGCUUUGGAGUAUUGUUCUGGAUGCUUAUCUGUGGUGUUGUAAUACUUGCUUGUAUUAUUAUGUGGUUUCUGCUCUUAGUGAAUUUCUUUUUGCUGGCAUUUUAUUGCAAUGCUAACGACGCAUUUUACCGUUCUUUCUCUUUCCAGAGCGAUUUCCACAUUCUGCAGAACGUCUUUUUCAGUGUCUAUACCUCCCUGUUCUGUAAUGAUUACCAUUUCCCUCCAGUUUCAAAAGCAAGGCAUGCUGUGUCUGAAUUUUACGUAGGAAAUUAGAAGAAAUGUAUUGUUACCACUCCAAGGACUUAAAAAGAUGCAGUAUAUUACAUAUUUUUAAUAAGAAGUUUAUAAGUGCGGGAUUACUUAAAACACAUUUGAAAAGGUGUUACAGCGUGCUGAUUUUAUUAUGUCAAAAUAAUUUAUAGACAUCCCGUGGCAUUAACUGGUGUAUAGCACUUAGCACUGUGUAUUGUACACGGAGGGGAAGUCAAAGGAUCCUUUAUCCAGAUUUAAUAAUUAUAAUUGAGGUUGACAGUCUAGUAAUACUAGCACAAAAAGACCCUUGAAAGCCCCUCAAGAUUACAAGUAUGAGUUGGAAAUGUUAAACCGUUUACUUUGGCUCAGGCGCUCAUCAUGCAGGCUUCCCAGUGAUGUCCCCGAGUCUAACGUCAAUCAGUCAUUCAUUCCGUCUGUGCUUUAUAUAUACAGACUUCCUUUUACGUUCACUAGUUUAUAAAGUGCUGAACAGCAUUAAAACAUGAGGGGAAUAAAACAAUGUUCUGAAUGUGGCAGAUAGGACUCCUCAGUAUGGUAGGUAUAGUGUCACAUGAGCAUUAUACGGCCUGUUGUUGUGCCCUGUGUUUGAAACUGAUAUGGAAUUUGUGACUGAGAUGACAUCAAUCACCUGAUUGUCUUACAUUUGCAUAGCAUGAUAGUCUUGCCAGCAGUAUGUAUACGUGAGCAGCUCCCUCGUAUGACUGAUAUUAAGUAAUAUUACAAGCACCGACACUACUUCUGCCAUCUUGUGCUAGUCUUUUGCUUAUUUAAUGGUGCUAGUCAAAGGUCAGCCUGUGCAGUAUUGGUUUCUUUAAGAACUCUGUCUUGUAUGGCCUGCAGUUUUGAUCGUCACCAAUAAGACUUUUUGGAGGGAACAGAGGAGUUGGUCAGCCCCCUGCAUUUAACUAGUCAAGGGGCUAAGGAACAAAGCCAGUGUGUCACUUAAAGGAUGGAUGCCGUUGAGGCAGCUCUUUAGGGAUUCAGUGCCGUACUCUCCAGUUAUAUUCUUCCGUUCUAUGAAACUAAGGUCAAAACUCUAACACAGUGUAACACAGCUACUUGUGUAAAGAUUAAAUCAGGUUCCAAAUUCAUCUGAACGCCUGUAAUGGACUGGCAUCCCCUCUAGGCCUGUAGCGACUGGUACCAUCAGGUUAAGCAUUGACGCUCACAACCCUGAACAGGAUGAUUUUUUGAUAAUUUCAUUGAUGACUGAAUGAUAAUCAGAAGACUUGGGGGUCAGCCUACCUGUGAUGGCUAACGUGCAUUACAGUGGAAAAGAAAUUAACUGUUAGGGAAGCAAAAAUUCCAUUUAAUAACUGCAUUCUGCCAUUACAGUUUAUACGUUUCACAGCAGUUGGAUUUUGAGGUUUCUACUGCAGAUCAAUAAUAAUAAUAAUUUCUUAUUCCACAUUUUCUGUCAUAAAACUACAAAAUGGGCAUGUAGUAUUACCAAUUAAAAAAGUAGCAGAGGCCUAGUAAUAGAUUACUAGCAGCCCUCGAAAACCGAGCAACUAAAACUCAUUCCUUUUCAGGUUUUAAAAUUAAAUGUGUUGAAUAAAUUUAGUUCAUACUAUUUCUAGAUAUGAAAUUUUAUUGCUCAUUUAUCUUUUUGACUUAUAUUUCUGAACAGGAGCCGCACAUGCUGAGUACAAUACGGCUUCCUUGCUUUUUGUGCAGUUAUGUACAGUAAAUAUCAACUGUUAUUGUGUUUCAUUGUAUUUAUUAUUGGUGGAGUGUAGAACAAAUGUAUUUGUGAUGCAAGUGUAAUACCCAUUGGUCACGUGUGUAUUGAUGUAAGUUGUGAAUUAGUAAAAAGAUGAUGAACUUUCUUGCUACGGAGGGAACCUUAUAUUGCCAAUGAGAAAGUGCAGUUUCACAGGACUCACAUUGACGCAUACACAUACAAUACAUGUAAUGUCUGGGUACAGUACACGUGUACAUGUAAAACACGUGGAACUGGUCGACUUCAAAAUAAAAAUCUUUUUUUAAUUCAAUUUA